AUGGCUAGUCCACGUGAAAUUAUCAUUAUCAGCAGUGACGACGAGGACAGUUUAAUCGUUGAACGCAUUUGUGCUUCACCUGAUGUUAUGAUGAUCGGUGCUAGUGAUGAGAACUGCAUUUCUGUGCCUAUUGUCGACGAAUAUGUUGAGAUUUCAUCUUCAGAUGACGGAACAGAGUUGCCGUCGGCCGAGGAUUGCAUCAGAUACGUUCCAACUGUUAUUAAAAUGGAAACAGGUGGAUCGAUUGUGACACCCCCAGACACGCCUCCCUGUCAACAAACAUCAACACCGCGGAUGCAGCGUUUAGAGUCUCCACUGGAGAAAGAUACGAACACUUGUGAUCGGUACAAUCAGUCCAUUCGUACCAACUUUAUAUCAAUGAAGAAAUUUAGUCUAAACAUUCCUUCACUUCGGAAGAAAAAGUUGGAGAAUUCGAUUGAGACGCCGUUGAGUCGAGAAGAACUAUUGCAAAUAACCCCACCUACAUGCCACCAUGUUGCUCCACGUGUAGACCAUCAUGAGACUGUGUGUUCAUUCAGUGGAUCUGUUGUUGAUUACAUUGAAUCUGUGAGCGACGUUGAGCAGUGUUCAGAACGCUUUAUUUCUCCCUCCUCUGUACUACCGACUGAUUUAGUGAUGAAGUUGGUGACAGUUGUGAGAGACAGCACAGACACAGACACAGCAUUGGCUGCAUACAACAUUGUAAGACAUUCAAUGGUGUUGUCAACACCACAGCUUCAUCUAGAAGACAUAUGGAACUGUAUAGACCCUGUCGUUCAUGACAUUAAAAAGCCUGGAUUCAUGCAUGCUAUGAACUUGAUAGUAUUGAUCAUAGAACGGCUACAGAAGUCUAAGCUUGGGAGGCCAUUUAAUCAACCAGACAGAUGGAAGAGUGCAUUACAUGCAUGGAAGAGUCCACUCUGUGAGUGGUUAUCAACAUCUAUGACAUCUCAAGUGAUGCUACAGGCCUGGCCUUCUCUUCCAACGGUACAUCAUCUACUGCGAUUGGUUACUCUGUAUUGCACUGACUGCCAAGAUCAAUCAAUAAGAGACGGACUGGCAUCGUCAUGGGUUAUCAUCUACAACAACGUGACUUCACGUAGCAAACGGAAAGAUCUUUUACAAAACAUAGGAAAUCAUGAAAUGAGAGGAUCACUUCUUGACAAACUGCUUUCCUCUCGAUUUCAUCAAACAUCCGAUAUCCUAAACACACCAGAUCGACUCAUUUGGUCCAGCCAGUCUCCCUCGCUCUCUAAGACGGUUUACCUUCACUUCUAUCGUCAACCCCAUAGAAAUUCAAGCGAGUACGCAAUGCUGCUAAGCUACCUCCUACAGAGCAACAUUAUGUCUCAUCUCUCAACCAACUAUCGUCUCUCUAUCAACAGGCAAUGUCUCACUGAAGAAUACCACAAACUCAAGUCACGAAUCGCAUUCCAUAAUGAGGACCAAUUCACGAUCGAUCUCGCGGUUGAACUAGCACACACUUUGAGUAAUUCAUAACUAGUUUUAUUGCAUUAAUUUCCUUCAAGUUUUCGUACGUUUUCCGCCAUUCUCUUAAACAUUGAUGGCAAUAGACUAACAUGUU
Corticium candelabrum is the source of this 1585-nucleotide messenger RNA. RefSeq lists its product as uncharacterized. The record is from RefSeq and is a predicted model, not a curated record. Lineage: Eukaryota; Metazoa; Porifera; Homoscleromorpha; Homosclerophorida; Plakinidae. Bases 1 to 1500 code for a protein of 499 amino acids. The transcript has a single exon.